CGCGUUGAAGGGUUGUUGGCGGGGAGGGUCAAAUUCGUCAAAAUACACGCCAACAUGCUCUCUCCGACCAAACCAACCUCCUCCGCCUCCGUCUCGGCGGCCUACACCACCAUUCCCAUCUCCGUUGGCGACGUUAUCUCCCGAUCCUUCCAGAACCUCUCCAACGCCGUCUCUCGCUACCGCCCGUGGCAGCAGGAGUUCGUGGCCGCCGGGGCCUUCGACCGGCCGGACUCGCUCUCGGCCGCCGGGAUCCGGCUCCGGCGGAACGCUAGGUACUUCGUCAUCAACUACGGCAUCAUCAUCGCGGCUUGCGCCGCGGCGACUCUCCUUGGCGCGCCGGUGGCGCUGAUGGUCUACGCCGCCGUCUUCGUCUUAUGGCUGGUCCUCCACUUCUUCCGCGAGGAUCCGGUGGUAGUUUGGGGCCAUCACGUUGAUGAUCGGCUCGUGAUCGGUGGCUUGGCUUUGGUCACCGUCCUGGCCGUCUGGUUCACCGGAGAGGUUACUUAUUUGUUGAAUGGAGUGGCUGUUGGACUUCUGAUCUCGGCGAUUCACGGUGCUCUGAGAAAUCCAGAUGGACUUUUUCUGGACGAAGAAGACGCUGUUUUCAACGGUUUGAUUGGAACUUCAUCUGCUUCGAGAUCUUACAGAUAGGAUUUCUCGAAUGUGUCGACUCUUUUGACUUACCUCUUGGAUUCUUACCUUGUUGACUUUGUGAUUAUAAUCUGAAUUGAGGAUUAGGUUUUCUAAAAUUUGAUUGGAAAACUGAUUGUGUGGAAGAUUUUUCUUGGAAGGGGAGUCAAGGGCACUGGUUGUCAAGUCUGCAUUGGUCUAGUAUUAUGAAUGUGCUUUUAUCUUGGGUGUGUGUGAGCGCUUUGUAAAUUGUAUUGUUGUCCAUUGGAAUUUGGAUCAACCAGAGAAGUUGAUAUUUGCAAUUUUGAGUGUCUAAAAGAUUGUUUUUGUUGAUACUGAUUUAUUAUGUUUGUUGUUGUGUGUCAAUGCUAUCUGAUUGAGUUUUAA
Diospyros lotus (date-plum) is the source of this 1017-nucleotide messenger RNA. RefSeq names its product PRA1 family protein G2. Gene Ontology annotation, biological process: vesicle-mediated transport. The record is from RefSeq and is a predicted model, not a curated record. Lineage: Eukaryota; Viridiplantae; Streptophyta; Magnoliopsida; Ericales; Ebenaceae. Gene Ontology annotation, cellular component: endoplasmic reticulum; Golgi apparatus. The transcript has a single exon. Bases 55 to 651 code for a protein of 198 amino acids.